Nelumbo nucifera (sacred lotus) is the source of this 794-nucleotide messenger RNA. NCBI's taxonomy places the organism in Eukaryota, Viridiplantae, Streptophyta, Magnoliopsida, Proteales, Nelumbonaceae. The record is from RefSeq and is a predicted model, not a curated record.
GUUAGCCCGAAGUCCCAAUCAUGUUAUCACUUUCUCCUCAGUUUUCAAUCCUUGGGUGGCCAUCAGAAGCUGAUACAAGCCCUGAACAGAAGAGCUGGAUGAGCGACAACCCUUUUGUGAAUUGCAACUUCAGAGAAAAACAAGCUUCAGAAUCAUUCUUUCUCUUUACUUCGUCUCGACCAGAAGCUGAGUGCAAUGAGUUCAAGUCUUGUGGAACAACUAGCAGGGAUCCUGCAAUGGUUAAGAAAUUGAAUCACAAUGCUAGUGAACGUGACCGUCGGAAGAAAAUGAACAGUCUCUACUCCUCCCUCCGCUCGCUUCUUCCAGAGACUGACCAAACGACGAAACAAAGCAUUCCGGCCACUGUUUCUCGAGUACUGAAAUACAUUCCAGAGCUCCAGAAGAGAGUCGAGAGGCUGAAACAAAGGAAACAAGAGAUAUUAUCAAGUAUUACUAGACAUAGAGAUCACAACCAUCAGGAGAAGAGAAGAAAAGCCACGGUUCAGACGUCUUCGCCUACUGUUUCGGCGAGUCGCGCCGGUGAUGGGGAAAUUGUGAUUCAAAUUUGUGCAGUUAAGGUCAAGAAAAGCCCACUCUCUGAGGUUUUGCUUCAUUUGGAGCAAGAGGGUCUUCAGGUCUUGAAUGCUUCAGCUUUUGCCACAUUUGGGGAAACGGCCUUCUACAAUCUUCAUCUUCAGGUUCUACUUCUCUAUUUUGUGAGAGAAAGCCAAGGAGUGGAGUGUGAGGUAUUGAGUCAGAAGCUAAUGUCAAUGUAUCACAGCCGGGAAGAGUAG